Messenger RNA from Myotis davidii, 1164 nucleotides. Its product is annotated as extracellular matrix protein 2. The coding region runs from base 1 to 1164 and encodes 387 amino acids. Gene Ontology annotation, molecular function: heparin binding; collagen V binding; protein binding. The transcript is spliced from 8 exons. The record is from RefSeq and is a predicted model, not a curated record. Gene Ontology annotation, cellular component: extracellular matrix. Gene Ontology annotation, biological process: extracellular matrix organization; positive regulation of cell-substrate adhesion. NCBI's taxonomy places the organism in Eukaryota, Metazoa, Chordata, Mammalia, Chiroptera, Vespertilionidae.
AUGGAGCAGGCCAUGCCUUCCCUGCCAGCCUCAUGCCUCCUGGCCCAGGCGGCCAUCGCCUGUGGCAAUGCCAAGAUGAAACACAUCCCUGCCCUGACCGACCCUGGCCUGACCACGCUCUACCUGGCAGAGAAUGAAAUUGCCAAGAUCCCGGCCCACACGUUCCUGGGACUACCCAACCUGGAGUGGCUGGACCUGAGCAAGAACAGGCUGGAUGCCCGAGGCCUGCACCCUGGUGCCUUUAAGAAUCUGACGCGGCUGAAGCGGCUGAACCUGGAUGGAAACCAGCUGUCCACGGUGCCGGCCCUGCCCGCCUCCCUGCAGGAGCUCAAGCUCAAUGACAACCACCUGCAGGGCCUGCAGCACAGCAGCUUCCGGGGGCUCAGCAAGCUGCUAACACUGGAGGUGGAAGGGAACCAGCUGCAUGAUGGGAACAUCUCCCCCCUCGCUUUCCGGACCUUGGACAACUUACUGUACCUGAGGCUGGACCGGAACCGGCUGCGGACCAUCCCACCCGGCCUACCAGCCUCCCUGCAGAUGUCGCUGGGACCCUUUGCACAGGUGACUAUGGCCCUGAGAGGACCAGAGACUGUGGCAUCCGACCACAACCGGCUCCAGGAGGACCGGCUGGCGCCCCGAGCUUGGAUCGAUCUCCCGAAGCUGGAGACCCUCGACCUGUCCCACAACCGACUCGUGCACGUCCCCUCCUUCCUGCCACGGGGCCUCCGGCGCCUGCUGCUGCACCACAACCACAUUGAGCGCAUCCCUGGCUACGUGUUUGCACACAUGAAGCCAGGCCUGGAGUUCCUGCACCUGUCCUACAACAGCCUGCGCGCCGACGGCAUCCACGACGUGUCCUUCUGGGGCCUGCGCACCUCCCUGGCAGAACUGCUCCUGGAUCACAACCAGCUGCAGGCCAUCCCGCGAGGCCUGCUGGGCCUCAAGGGGCUGCAGGUGCUGCGUCUGAGCUACAACAAGAUCAGACACGUGCCCCUGAAUUCCAUCUGUGACACUCGAGCGGCCCAGGACUCCAACCUCAUCUCCACACGCCUGGAGAACAACUUCAUCGAUAGGCGCCGCAUCCCCCCCACCGCCUUUUCCUGCAUCCGGGCCUACCACAGUGUGGUCCUCCAGCCCCAGCAGGGGGAGGGGGAAAGCUCCUAG